AUGCCUGGGAUUACAAACCACAAGAGCUACUUGGUGAAGGCAGCAAUGGCAAAUUUUAUGUCUAGGGCCUAUUCACACUAUAAGAUUACAAUUGAAAAGGUGAUUGGGACCCAUUUGGGUAAACCUGUUUGGUCCCACAUCAUGUUUCAUUUUGAUUCCAAGGUUGAGCUUCUUUGCCCUGGAACAAAACUUCCAUCCUCUGUGACACUUUCUUGGGACAUCAAACUCAUCCAUACUCAAUAUAUCCCAAAGGUUUGGGAGUACUUCAAAUCCAUCCUGGGCGCAAUCCACUUUGCUAUUGAUGGGUGGACAAGCCCAACCUCUGAAUCCUACCUUGGCGUUGUAGUCAUUUGGUAUGCUAAGGCUCAUACACAUUGUUGUAUUCUGGAGUUUAUUUGUUUGACAUUGGCACACACUGGCGCCUAUCUUGCAGAAAAAAUUGCGUCUUGUUUACAGCAAUACAGACUUGAAAAUUGUAUUCUUGCCGCUUGUCUUGAUAAUGCUAGUAACAACCUCACGCUUGUUCAAAACCUUGGACAGUUAGUCCCACAGUUUCAUGGGGCGCAAUCAUAUGUCCAUUGUAUGGCACAUAUAGUCAAUCUGAUGGCAAAGGCAUUCAUGUCCCUGUUCACUUGUCCAAAUCUACCGCAAGAACUUCAAGAUGCACAAGCAAUUAUGACAACCGUUUCCAACUUGGCUUGCAGGGUUGACAAGUUGCCAACGCUGAAAUCCGAGUUCCGCAAAUAUCUAUGUGCGUGCCCCAAGUUGAAGGAAUCCACCCAGCAUUCACUUUCUUGCCGUGUUGCUACUUGCUGGAACUCUGAUCAAAAGACAUUGGACAAUUACCUAUAUCUUUGGCAUCCGGUUAAAAUGCUUACAAACAAUCCAGGGUUGAACUUGAAUCAUUUUGCCCUCAACACAACACAGCGUUGGUUGGCUGAAGAGCUCAACAAAGCACUGGAGGUGUUUGAGCUCCCUACCCAGCAUUUCUCCUCUGGGAGCGUUCCUCUGGUUCACCAAGUACUCCCUGCUCUUGUGGAACUCAAGGACGCCCUCACAGCUAUGUGCAAUAGUAGCAACAUUAGCCCCGUCACGCGCGUAGGGGCUCAAGCGGCACUCAAUGUGUAUAAUAAAUACAUGGAAAACUUGAGUAUUUGCAAAGUUUAUUAUAUCUCUUUAGCAAUGUGUCCAGAUGUUAAACUGAGCUGGUUUUACCAACACUACAAUGCACCAUCAGUUGAGGCUAUUUGUCAGAUGAUUCUUGCGAGGUUCUGCAUCAGCUACCCCCCGUCAAACGACCCCAUUACAUCAAGCUCACAGUUGCCGGAACCAACCUCAAAGCCGCGAAAUCGGUGGCUUCAAGGCCAUUCUCUUACGUCUAGUACUGGCACUACCGCCCCGGCCUUUGCCUCACUCAACUCGGACUCGAUUGAGGCUUAUUUGUCCUCCAGUGUGGAGUCCGUCGCUCCAUAUGGAGGGGCCAUGGAGUAUUGGUCGAGCAAACUCAACUCGAACCCGCGCCUGGCUCGUAUGGCAUUGGAUUAUCUGACCGCACCAGCGACUUCGGUGGAUGCGGAACGCGCAUUCUCUGCUGGGCGACUAACAAUCAAUCAUUUACAGCACAAUAUGUCGUCUGAAACCUUUGAAGCCAAAAUGGCUGUUGGUUCCUGGUACGGAACUCCCCUUCUUCCCGAAAUUUCCGAUGUCGCAGCGAUCAUUUGCGAGAGCAUGUAG
Molecule: messenger RNA, 1734 nt
Organism: Rhizoctonia solani
Lineage: Eukaryota; Fungi; Basidiomycota; Agaricomycetes; Cantharellales; Ceratobasidiaceae
Product: hAT family dimerization protein
Exons: 13
Coding region: 1-1734 (577 amino acids)
Molecular function (GO): protein dimerization activity
Source: RefSeq, a predicted model, not a curated record